AUGGCGACCAUUUGUUUUCGACCUCCCCCUCUGCCCCCAAGCAGGAAAUCGCCCAAUCAGCAACGUUACCGCGGAAAGCAGAAUCAUCAACUGCUCUCCUCAACAUACCUCAGUUUCCGCGACCCCGCCGAGGACGAGGUCAUCGUCGGGUCAGAAGAGGUCGAACUGACCGACCUCAAAGCGUCAGCGGGUCUAAAAAGAUGCCGGAAAGUAUCGCAUUCGAACUCGUUUGGUCGCGACGAUUCGAGGGACCCUCGGGUGAUAAUGACCAGGAGCCAUUCGGAGGGAAAUUUGAAGAAGAUUGGGACAUCAGGCAGUCACACCAACGUCAAUAGGUACAUGAAGGUGCUCAGUGGAAGCUGGAGAAACCUCUUGAACUGUAAGUCUGAUGAGAUCACACAUGCAUCUGCCAGCAUCCCUUCUGAUACAUUCAGCUCCUUAAUUAAGUCCAUGGACAAAUCCUUCGACUUCGAGAUUCCUGCUGUAACGACGAGCUCGAUGUCUGGUAACUCUAUUCAACCAGAGCGUCGAAAAUUCAAUUUUGCCGGAAUUAUUGAAUUCGUGUGA
Messenger RNA from Acanthoscelides obtectus, 567 nucleotides. The record is from the annotation of a GenBank genome assembly. NCBI's taxonomy places the organism in Eukaryota, Metazoa, Arthropoda, Insecta, Coleoptera, Chrysomelidae.